AUGGAUUAUCCUGUUUACAUUAGUAGUGAUGAUGAUGAUGAUGACGUAAAAGACGUCAAACCCAUCAUCAAACCCAUCAUCAAGCAAGAUGUUUACAUUAGUUUAGGUAGUGAUGAUGAUGAUGACGACGAAGUAAAAGACGUCAAACCCAUCAUCAAACAAGAUGUUUACAUUAGUUCAGGGAGUGAUGACGAUGAUGAUGAUGUACCCAUGAUGCAACAAGGUAUUUACAUUAGUUCAGGGAGUGACGAUGAUGAUGAUGAUGAUGUGCCCAUGACGCAACAAGGUGGUUACAUUAGUUCAGGUAGUGAUGAUGAUGAUGAUGAUGAAGUACCCAUCACGCAACAAGAUGGGACCAACAUUCAUGAUGAGAGGCUUAUCUAUCAAGCUGCAUUACAAGAUCUGAAUCAACCCAAGACAGAAAGAGAUUUACCUCCUGGUGUUCUUACAGUUCCUCUUAUGAGGCAUCAGAAAAUUGCGUUGGAAUGGAUGUAUCAAAAAGAACAAAGAACUUUGAAGAAUUGUUUGGGAGGGAUGUUAGCAGAUGAUCAGGGACUUGGUAAAACAAUCUCAACGAUUGCUCUUAUCCUGUUGCAAAAGUUGAAUUCACCAAAGCUCGAAAAGGGAAGAAGUCGAAGAUCUGGUGGUACGUUGAUUGUUUGUCCAUCAAGUAUUGCAAAGCAAUGGGCAAAAGAAAUUCACGACAAGGUUUCUCCUAAACACAAGCUCUCCGUUCUAGUCUACCAUGGAGCCAACAGAACCAGAGAUCCUCUCGAGCUAGCAAAAUACGAUGUUUUCGUGACAACUUACGCGCUUGUUACAAACGAAGUCCCCAAAAACAACGGUAAUAGUGAUACUAAGAAGAAAGAUGGAAAAAGAAUUCGAAAAAGACUUGCUGGUGCACUAUCUAGAGUUAAGUGGUUGAGAGUUGUGUUAGAUGAAGCUCAGAUGAUCAAGAACUAUACGACACAAGUUGCUCAGAGUUGUUCUAAUCUUGAAGCCAAAAUGAGAUGUUCGUUUCGCCGAAGAAUCUCUACACCAAUUGAUGAGGAUCAUGUAAGAGGUUACAAGAAGCUUCAAGCUAUUCUUAGAGCUAUCUUGCUCCGACGUACCAAAGGAACAUUACUUGAUGGGCAACCUAUACUUAAGCUACCUCCAAAGAAUGUUAGUUUGACUAAGAUGGACUUUACACCAGACGAGUUGUUUUUCUACAAGGAGCUUGAAGCAAGUUCGCGAGAGGAGUUCAAGGCCUUUUCUGCUGCGGGGACUGUGCAAGAUAACUAUGUCUAUAUUCUUGUGUUGCUUUUGCGACUACGCCAAGCUUGUGACCAUCCACAACUUGUUAAGCUAUGCAAGCAACCUGGAAAUGCUCCUGUAAUUCCUUCUCUUGAGGCUGUGUUGGCAAGCGACUUUAAGUCAACGAAAAUCAAAGCCGUGAUGAAGACUCUUACGUCGCUUACAAAGCAAGGCAGGCCAAACUCUUUACCAGUAAAGAAAGAGGAGCAAGGCAGUCCAAAGGCUUUACCAAUAAAGACAUUAGUGUUCUCUCAGUGGACUAGUAUGCUUAAUUUGCUUGAGACUCAUCUCGUCAAAAACGGUUUAACUUUCAGAAGACUAGAUGGCACAAUGUCUCUACUAACAAGAGACAUAGCUGUAAAAGAAUUCAACAAUGAUCCUAGCGUGCAAGUGAUGCUAAUGUCUCUUAAAGCUGGAAACCUUGGAUUGAACAUGGUAUCUGCAUGUCAUGUGAUUAUGUUGGAUCUUUGGUGGAAUCCGACAACGGAAGAUCAAGCCAUUGAUCGAGCUCAUCGUAUUGGACAAACUCGGGCUGUUACUGUGACUCGUAUAACUAUCAACGACACAGUUGAGGAACGGAUAUUGACUCUGCAGGAGAAAAAAAGAGAAUUGGUUGCAUCUGCAUUGGGUGAAGAUCCUGGUGAACUAUCUGCGACUCGACUAACAGUACAAGAUCUCCAUUAUCUAUUUGGCGUGUAG
Microthlaspi erraticum is the source of this 1995-nucleotide messenger RNA. NCBI's taxonomy places the organism in Eukaryota, Viridiplantae, Streptophyta, Magnoliopsida, Brassicales, Brassicaceae. The record is from the annotation of a GenBank genome assembly.